Messenger RNA from Oncorhynchus keta (chum salmon), 2570 nucleotides. Its product is annotated as hepatitis A virus cellular receptor 1-like. Gene Ontology annotation, cellular component: extracellular matrix. The transcript is spliced from 2 exons. The record is from RefSeq and is a predicted model, not a curated record. Gene Ontology annotation, biological process: extracellular matrix organization. Lineage: Eukaryota; Metazoa; Chordata; Actinopteri; Salmoniformes; Salmonidae. Bases 572 to 1492 code for a protein of 306 amino acids.
ACUGGUCUAGGAACAGUGGGUUUAACUGGUCUAGGAACAGUGGGUUUAACUGGUCUAGGAACAGUGGGUUUAACUGGUCUAGGAACAGUGGGUUAACUGGUCUAGGAACAGUGGGUUAACUGGUCUAGGAACAGUGGGUUAACUGGUCUAGGAACAGUGGGUUAACUGGUCUAGGAACAGUGGGUUAACUGGUCUAGGAACAGUGGGUUUAACUGCCUGUUCAGGGGCAGAACGACAGAUUUGUACCUUGUCAGCUCGGGGAUAUGAACUUGCAACCUUUACAGUUGCUCGUCCAACACUCUAACCACUAGGCUACCUGCCGCCUCUACACUCUAACCACUAGGCUACCCUGCCGCCUCUACACUCUAACCACUAGGCUACUGUGCCGCCCCUCCACUCUAACCACUAGGCUACCCUGCCGCCCCUCCACUCUAACCACUAGGCUACCCUGCCGCCCCUCCACUCUAACCACUUGGCUACCUGCCGCCUCUACACUCUAACCACUAGGCUACCCUGCCGCCCCUCCACUCUAACCACUAGGCUACCCUGCCGCCCCUCCACUCUAACCACCAUGCUACCCUGCCGCCCCUCCACUCUAACCACUAGGCUACCCUGUCGCCCCUCCACUCUAACCACCAUGCUACCCUGCCGCCCCUCCACUCUAACCACCAUGCUACCCUGUCGCCCCUCCACUCUAACCACUAGGCUACCCUGCCGCCCCUCCACUCUAACCACUAGGCUACCGUGCCGCCUCUCCACUCUAACCACUAGGCUACCGUGCCGCCCCUCCACUCUAACCACUAGGCUACCGUGCCGCCCCUCCACUCUAACCACUAGGCUACCGUGCCGCCUCUCCACUCUAACCACUAGGCUACCGUGCCGCCCCUCCACUCUAACCACUAGGCUACCGUGCCGCCUCUCCACUCUAACCACUAGGCUACCGUGCCGCCCCUCCACUCUAACCACUAGGCUACCGUGCCGCCCCUCCACUCUAACCACUAGGCUACCCUGCCGCCCCUCCACUCUAACCACUAGGCUACCCUGCCGCCCCUCCACUCUAACCACUAGGCUACCCUGCCGCCCCUCCACUCUAACCACUAGGCUACCCUGCCACCUCUACACUCUAACCACUAGGCUACCCUGCCACCUCUACACUCUAACCACUAGGCUACCCUGCCGACUCUACACUCUAACCACUAGGCUACCCUGCCACCUCUCCACUCUAACCACUAGGCUACCCUGCCACCUCUACACUCUAACCACUAGGCUACCCUGCCGCCCCUCCACUCUAACCAAUAGGCUACCCUGCCGCCCCUCCACUCUAACCACCAUGCUACCCUGCCGCCCCUCCACUCUAACCACUAGGCUACCCUGCCGCCCCUCCACUCUAACCACUAGGCUACCCUGCCGCCCCUCCACUCUAACCAAUAGGCUACCGUGCCGCCUAGUUGCUGACGACUUAACCCUGCAGCUCUGUAAUGGGGUUGAAUGAAGCUGGACACGACGACAAGCAUGAAACUGCCUCAAAACUGCGUUUAGGUGCAGACUGUUAUUAUCAUUCUACUGAUGUUUACACUGUUUGGUUUGGACAUAUACCUCAGCUAAAUACGAAGUGGCUGUGCCAGUUGGUAGGGAUGCUGUGCCAGUUGGUUAGGGAUGCUGUGCCAGUUGGUAGGGAUGCUGUGCCAGUUGGUAGGGAUGCCGUGCCAGUUGGUAGGGAUGCUGUGCCAGUUGGUUAGGGAUGCUGUGCCAGUUGGUAGGGAUGCCGUGCCAGUUGGUAGGGUGGCUGUGCCUGUUGGUAGGGAUGCUGUGCCAGUUGGUAGGGAUGCUGUGCCAGUUGGUAGGGAUGCCGUGCCAGUUGGUAGGGUGGCUGUGCCUGUUGGUAGGGAUGCUGUGCCAGUUGGUAGGGAUGCUGUGCCAGUUGGUAGGGUGGCUGUGCCAGUUGGUAGGGAUGCCGUGCCAGUUGGUAGGGAUGCUGUGCCAGUUGGUUAGGGAUGCUGUGCCAGUUGGUAGGGAUGUUGUGCCAGUUGGUAGGGAUGCCGUGCCAGUUGGUUAGGGAUGCUGUGCCAGUUGGUUAGGGAUGCUGUGCCAGUUGGUAGGGUGGCUGUGCCAGUUGGUAGGGAUGCUGUGCCAGUUGGUAGGGAUGCCGUGCCAGUUGGUUAGGGAUGCUGUGCCAGUUGGUUAGGGAUGCCGUGCCAGUUGGUUAGGGAUGCCGUGCCAGUUGGUUAGGGAUGCUGUGCCAGUUGGUUAGGGAUGCUUUUGCACUUUUGGACCAGAUGUAGUUUUGACACAUUUUAUUAGAAGUAUUGUGUUUUGUAGUUUUACAUAAUCACUAUUAUGAAUUCAUGUUUAUGUAUUCACUGUAUGUUUUACAUUUGUCCGUUUUAAAGGAAUAGGUAACGCUUUUCUCCAGUAAAUCUAUAUAAGUUAAAAGUGGUGUACGUAAUGGAUAUGGUACAUUUUGAUAAGAGUGAAGUAAUAUUAUUUUAUUUACUAAAUGUAAAAAACAUGCCUUUUUGAUGUGACCACUAAAUCUGUAUUUUUAAAUAAAGUAAUUUAGUCUUCCACAA